UGUAACCUCGGGAGUCCUUGAAGCUUCCUAGUGGAUGCUUAGUAGCAUUUGUUUAUAUUCUGUGAAAAACAGAAGAGAAACAAAGAAAUCACCCAAAUUUUCAAAAUGCCUGUCAAAAGGCAAAGUAAAGUCUACGAUGAAUCUGACUCAGAUGAUGAUGAUGAACUCAAGGACCUUGCCAUGUUGAGAAAGCCCAUAGGCAACCGUAAUAAUUCACUGAGCUUGCAAUUUGAGAUCCCAGCAUCAGUACAGUCAGUCAUCCAUAAGAUUGAGGAAUCACAGAUCAUUCGGGCCAAAGAGGAAGUUAUUUGGAGGCUGACUGAAAUAAUGAGCAACGUGGAGCUGAUAAUGACUCGGUAUAAUAUCGACAGCAUGUCCCCUGGGAGGAAGGGCUCCAUCUCAGAAAACCAGAAAAAGAAGAGAAAGGUUUUCUUAGAAAAGAUUGCCACAGUUAUGACGAACGUUGACCUUAGAGAAAGGACUCUCUCCAAGAUUCUGUCCUGGCUAGAAGAAUGGAAUCUUAUUCUGUCGGAGGUGGCUGCCAUCGACAUGGAUGAAUAUCACCACUGGAUUGUGAAGAUGGAGCUGAUACCAGACAUGCUGAAAAGGAUCAACAAUAAUGUCGACUCUCUGAUUCAAAUGACCUUAUUACUCAUGGAAGAGAAGAAGAGAGCGAAGAAAAGAACAUUGGCUAGAGGUACUCUCUGGAAAGCUUGGAAAGACCGAGCUAUAAAGCGGCCUGCCACAGCCCAAGCUUUAAGUCUGGAUCAGAUGAUCUUUGACCAGAUCGGCUUAAACGCCAAGGUUUCGGAGAUUCAGAGCAUGCUGCAGGAACUCAUCAGCACAGCCAUGUUCAGCAAGCUGGAAAAUACUGCCAUUAAAUACAUGUCCACCACAGUCACCAAUCUCUCCAAGGCCCUGAACACCGUCAACGAUGAACUAAAACUCGUGAGCUCUCGAGUGGUCAGGUCUGUUCUGAAGGAAGAGAAAGAGGAAGAGAAGGAGAAAGACCACUCCAAGCAGGUCAUCCAAGAACUCAGUGAGGAGAACGAGAUGCUCCAGCAGAAACUUAGAGAAUCCGAAGAAAAAUGCGACCAACUUAUUCGCAUCAAAAAUUAUCUUGGACGCCAGAUGGUACACCCGACCGCGUCCUUGAGAAUACUGCCUUUACAGGGGCCGUUUCUCAGCAGGGAGCCCAGGGACACUGAGAGGGAAGGAAAGACGGACGACUCCCAGAAGGAGGGGACCAAAAGCUCCGCAGUGACAUGGGACCCAUCUUCCAGUGAAGGGGCUCCGGAUGCAGCUAAGCAGCAAGUUGAGGACAAAGCUGAGGCCAUCCAAGACCAGAUAAAAUUCAAAGGCCUGCCACUGACAGCGGAGACCUCGGACACAAAUCUGGAAACAGAGGAAAAGAAACUCACUCAACUCACUAUUCUAAAAGCUAUGGAAAAGAAGAAAGUGGAUAAAGCAAAGGUCCAGAAAGGCAAAGGGGGACCAAGUGCCAUGUGGGAGCAACUCAAGAAGGGCAGAUCUGAGCAGCUGAUUCGAGGCAGCUCGGGCUCACCAGAGAGUAGAGAGUCCACCCUUAAAUUAACAGACAAAGAAGCCAAGAGUGAAAUAGAACUGCUUCAGCCUGAGGGUACCCCAGAGCUACAAAAACCAGAAACAAAGUGGAAAAGACUCGUAGCAAAAACUGAGGAAACAAAACAGUCUGGUAAAUUACAAACCAAGACUUCUAAGGUGACUUCAGUAACCCCCGAUGAAAGUGAGCAGGGCAGUCUAGAAUCAUUUCAAAGAGCCAUCCUGGCCUUCCUGAGAGAGAAGACGAAUAAUGUCGGAAAGGCUUUUGAUCCAAAGAGUAUACGGAAGGAGGAGUCGUCACUGGGGAAAGCAGAAGUCGAAAAUUUAAACAUCAUAAAGGCAAAAAUAGAGGAAUAUUUCCAAAAAGUGGCUGAAACCGUGACUGUAGCCUUGAGGACAUACAGAGAUGAAAGAAAGGUUCAACCUAAAGAGAAGCCCAAGAAACAGCCAAAGGGAGCCCUGUCACGGAUGCUUCCUAAGCAGGGGGCGGUCGGUGCCAAGUCUGAGGUUGGCAGAGUUCUCCUCAGCGAGAUCACAGACCCAGCAAUUAAGAAACUGAUACAGAUGCUCUUAAAUGAGAUAGAGAGUGACUUCAAAUACAAAACGACAAAGGAACAGCAACAGGCGGCGGCAGCGGCGGCAGCGGCUCAGAAGGAAGAGCCAGGACUGAGGAUGAAGGACAAAAUGGAGCUGCUGGAGGUGUGGAAGCAAGCAUUCAAAACCUCACAAGGCCACGAGGUUCAGGACCUGGGAGAUGCAGAGGAUGCAGAAAAGCCGAAGUGGAGCGAGCCGGGUCAUCUUGCUGUCAGCAAGACCUCCAUCAGUCUAACUCCCAGGCUGAUGAAGGCCCCGAAACCGCAGAUAAGUCAGGCGCAGGGGCUUCAAGUGGAGCCUGGUGUGAUGGGGGCCACGGAGGAACAGCAGCCCAAACUCUUUCCCUCCUCUUCCAGGAUCCCCCUCGUUUCUCCAAAGCCCCGCCAAGUGCAUGUCCCUGAGCAGGCCCAGAUAAUAGGCCCUCAGAUGUCCCCUCAGCUUUCAAUGGCAUCUCUCACCUCUGAGCAGGCACAAACUUUGAGUGGUCCUCUUACUCGUGAACACACUAUAGAAUCAAAGACCGCUUUCACAGCAGGGCAGGAGCAAGAACUGGGGACGAAGCUGAUGGUUCCUAGGAUUCUUGAGCUGACACAGACUCCAGAGGAGUCUCUCAAAUCAGAAAAACCUGAGGCAAUGCAGAUCUCCCAAGUGACUACUGAAGAGAUGUCUGGAGUCACAGAUACCCAAAGAACAAUUCUACCCUUCCAGCAGGUCCCUGAACAAGUAACCACUCCCAGUCCUGAGCAAGACAAGGGGCCAAGGAUUACUCUCACCCAAGAGCAGACCCAGGCCCUAGGCAUCACUCUCACCCCUGACCAAACUAAGUCCCAGAGGAUUAGUCUAACCCAUGAGCAGGCUCAGGCCCUAGGGGUCACUCUCACUCCUGAGCAGUACAAAGAGGACAGAAUCAGUCUGACUCCCCUACAGGCCCAGGUCCUGGGAAUCACUCUCAACCUUCAGCAGGCUAAGGCCCUGGGGAUCACGCUCACUCCUGAGCAAGUCAAGGCACAGAGGGUCAAUCUGAUCCCUCAGCAGUACCAGGUCCAGGGGACCACUCUCACCACUCAGCAGGCUGAAGCACAAAGAACUAAUCUCACCCCUGAGCAGGCCAAGGCUCUGGGGCUCCCUCUGAUUCCUCCUAAGCCAAUCACUUUUACCCGUAAGCAGCCCAGUAUCACUCCAACCCCUCAGCCAAUCACUCUCACCCCUGAGCAGACCCAGGCCCUGGGCAUCACUCCAACCCCUCAGCCGAUCACACUAACCCCUGAGCAGACCCAGGCCCUGGGCAUCACUCCUACCCCACAGCCGAUCACACUAACCCCUGAGCAGACCCAGGCCCUGGGCAUCACCCCGACCCCUCAGCCGAUCACACUAACCCCUGAGCAGACCCAGGCCCUGGGCAUCACCCCGACCCCUCAGCAGGCCAAGGCACAGAAGAUCAGUCUGACCCCUCAGCAAGCUCAGGACCUGGGGCUCACUCUCACCCCUGAGCAGGCCCAGGAUCUGGGAAUAGCUUCUACCCCUAAGCAGGUUGAAGCUGUGGGAAUCGUUCCCACCCCUACCCCUGAGCCUUACCAGGAAAGAUGUUUAAGUCUGACCUCUGAGCAGGUUCAGGCCUUGAGGACCAGUCUCCCCCCUAAGGAGACCCCGUCAUUGGGGAUUUAUCUCACCCCUAAGCAGGCCCAGUACCUGGGAAUCACUCUCACUGCUAGUCAAGCCAAGGUAAUGAAGAUUAGUCUGACCCCUGAGCAGGCCCAGGCCCUGGGGAUCAGUGUCACCCCUAAGCAGGCUAAGGCACAGAGGACCAGUCUGACCCCUGAGCAGGCCCAGGCUCUGGGAGUCAUUCUUACUCCUGAGCAGGCCCAGGCCCACAGAAUCACAGUCACCCCUGAGCAGGCCCAGGCCCUGGGGAUUGCUCUCACCCCUGAGCAGGCCCAUGCCCUGGGGAUUGCUCUCACCCUUGAGCAGGCCCAGGCACAAGGUAUUUUUUCUCCUAAGAAAUUCCAGGAAUUGGACGUUCCACUAACCUAUAAACAAGUAAAAGCGCUAAGGAGCCAUCUUCCUAAGAAGCAACUUGAAGCCCAGAGAAUUGAAAUCCCACUAACUACCCAACCAGUCCAAGCAUUUGGAGCUCCGCUUUCAAAGAGAAAGGAGACAGAAAUGGGAAUCUCUCCCCUCACUCCCAAGCAGUCCCAGGCAAUUGUAUCUCCACCUUCAAAGAGCAAGGAGAAAGAAUUGGGAAUCUUUCCCCUCACUCUCAAGCAGUCCCAGGCAGUUAAACCUGCCAAGGCAAAACAGCCUCCCCUCACACCCAAGCAGGCCCAGCCAUUGCAGAAGCAGCUUGCUCCAGAGCUCACACAAACACUGCUGUUCGCCAUCACUCUCCAGAAAGCCCAGCACUUGGGUGUCACUUUUACCUACGAACAAACUCGGGCAGCAGCUAUCACCCUCACCUCUGAGCAGAUCUCAACUUCUGAAAAGGGCCAGAAACCAUGGCUCCCGCCGAUAGACAAGCCCUGGACACCAACCCCUGUUUCUAGUACCAGAGAAGCCAAGAUGAUAGUGUCCCCCACUGAUCAGCACCCUGAAGACAGAUAUGUUGUUGAUGUGGAGGCUCAGAGGAAGAACCUGGUCACAUUAAAUCAGGUGGCACAAACUUCUGGACUCCCUGCACAGUAUCUCACAAUUGCCAAGAAUCUCAUAAUCGAAUUACUUCAUAUAGACACAGUUCGGCUGGGGUAUCUGUCCCGAAAGUAUGUUGCCUAUAGGCUGAUCCAGCUUGCCAGAAACCACCUAACCAAACGAGUGAAAACCAUCCACAACACUGGGAAAGGGUACGAGAUUCAGAGCUUGUACACAAUGCUUGAUAGGAUUGACCAGUACCAGAAGAAGGUGAUGCACAGCUGGACGGACAAGCAGAAGCAGCUGGAACAGAGACGAAAGCAGUGCCUCCGGUCUAUGACACAGUUCUUCAGCCAGCUUGAAAGGAGCUAUAAACUCAGUCUUAGCCAGCCCAUGCCUUCGAUCCCCAGUUUUAAGAAGAUACCUGGAUUUACCAAACUUCAGCGGCCGGUCUUGGAGUUAUUAAUUGAUGACAGCAAAAGAUCUGACCUCUUCAAAACACUUGGACAAGCUUCAGUGGAGGCCGUGUGGAAUGCUGACCUGUCUACGUCAAGCUACCCAAUAAUAGAGAAAGCACCAAUGAGUGCGCUCUGGGCCCAGCUGGGUGGGUACCCAGAUAUUCCUAAGCUGCUGCAGUUAGACAUUCAGUCGACCUUCAGAAAAUCUCUUGCUUCCAUCCGGUCACAGUCUAAGAAGAUUCGCAAGUGACCACAAAACCCAAGACAAGCACGUAGAAAGCAGAUUUCAAUGGUUCAGCAA
Mus caroli (Ryukyu mouse) is the source of this 5556-nucleotide messenger RNA. The record is from RefSeq and is a predicted model, not a curated record. NCBI's taxonomy places the organism in Eukaryota, Metazoa, Chordata, Mammalia, Rodentia, Muridae.